Molecule: messenger RNA, 2017 nt
Organism: Bufo bufo (common toad)
Lineage: Eukaryota; Metazoa; Chordata; Amphibia; Anura; Bufonidae
Product: gonadotropin-releasing hormone II receptor-like
Exons: 4
Coding region: 137-1402 (421 amino acids)
Biological process (GO): G protein-coupled receptor signaling pathway
Cellular component (GO): membrane
Molecular function (GO): gonadotropin-releasing hormone receptor activity; peptide binding
Source: RefSeq, a predicted model, not a curated record
ACUAUAGAGAUUAUGGCCAAAUAUAAAACCUGAAAUGUAUGGAUGAAGAGACAUCUAUAGGAUUUACAAUGAUUUCGCCUUCUUCUGGGUUGUAUUUCAAUCUUCUAUCCUUGGCAAGUUCCUCACAAAAUACAAGAUGAAUGUGAGUGGUGAGUCUGGGGAUGAUGGACCUUUGGCACCCCCAGGUCUUUGUGCUUUGAAGGGUUUAAACCUCAGCUGUAUAUAUGUCAAUGGACUGGAGAAACCCAAUGGUCACAAUACAACUCUCCUCAACGAAGAUCACUUUGUGUUGCCCACCUUCUCCAUGGCGGCCAAGGUCCGUGUAGCCAUCACCUGUGUCCUUUUUGUGUCUUCUGCUUGCUUUAACGUGGCCACUCUGUGGACUAUUGCCCACAAGUACAGAAAGAAAUCUCACAUCCGUAUUCUCAUCAUGAACUUGGUGGCCGCUGACCUCCUCAUUACAUUUGUUGUGAUGCCCUUGGAUGCUGUAUGGAACGUCACCAUCCAGUGGUACGCUGGCGACAUGGCCUGCAGGAUCUUGAUGUUCUUUAAGUUGGUGGCCAUGUACUCUUCUGCCUUCGUCACUGUGGUCAUCAGCCUAGACCGACGUGCUGCAAUCAUAAACCCUCUGGGAAUAGGAGAUGCCAAAAAGAAGAACAAGACAAUGUUGUCUGUAGCCUGGACGCUAAGUCUUCUACUUGCUACCCCACAACUUUUUGUCUUCCAUGCAGUGAGUAGGACACGUCCAGUCCACUUUGUGCAGUGUGUCACGCUGGGCAGUUUCCAGGAGCAUUGGCAGGAGACGCUCUACAAUAUGUUCACCUUCUGCUGCCUCUUCCUGAUCCCACUGCUAAUCAUGCUCUUCUGUUACACCCAAAUCCUCAUUGAAAUUUCUCAAAAAAUGAAGAGAUCCUCUGAUUCUUCUAGAGAGUUCCACCUCCGCCGCUCCAGCAAUAACAUCCCUCGAGCUCGGAUGAGAACCUUUAAGAUGUCCUUAGUGAUUGUGCUGACGUUCAUCGUGUGCUGGACACCUUACUACCUCCUCGGGAUCUGGUACUGGUUCUCCCCAGAGAUGUUGACCCGACGUAGAGUUCCUCCAUCCCUCAGCCACAUCCUCUUCCUCUUUGGUCUCUUUAACGCGUGCCUGGACCCCAUCAUCUACGGGCUCUUCACCAUCCACUUCCGCCAGGAGAUCAGUAGAGUUUGCCGAUGCUCCACUCAGGGAACGGACAACGACACUUUGUCUUUAGGUACGGGCUCCUUCCGGAUCUCCACCACCACCGUGCCCUUGAAGAAAUCUGCUGGAGGAUCCUGUAAGUUUGAUCUGGAGGUCAUAGGCGUCGGUCUCCACCCAGGGAAAUGUGAACUCUGUAAUCGCAAGGUGGCGGAGAGCUUCUUGUGACUGGUCGUGGUCAACCAGGUCCUUGUUGAGCACAGACCUGACCCAUCGAACCACACUGGAGAUCCCACCGACAUCUCGCCACAUGAGAGAAGGCGAAGACUGAAAGUGGGCGCUAGAGUGAUAACUACUGCACAAUGAUGUCAUCAUCCUGGGUGGGGCUACAUUACAUGAGGUCAUCAUCAGGGAGGAGCAUGAGCUCAGGUAGAUCUUAUGCAAUCAGGUCAUGGACUACAUUUACUGCUGAAGUUACAGGACGCGUGACACCAUUAAAUUAGCUUUAAUCUAUCUUCGCCUUACGAUUGGGUCAGUUACAAGCAGUAGCUCCUCCCCUUUAUUCUAAUUGGCCCUAAAGGGGGAGCCCACUUAUCACCCCAUUUUGAUUUGUGACGGUCCCAUCAGAAAUAUAAGCACCAUGUUGUGUAUAGUGGACAAUUCCUUGAAGGAUCAGCUGAAAGCGAGGCUCGUUAAGGUGACGUCACAACCUCAAGAUCCUGUUAGAAAACACCCGUAGGGCGACAACCGUCACUUCAGUGAGAGACUCCGCCCAUGUGUGACCUAUAACCCCAAGCUGUAUGGUCGUGGGCCUCUACAGUUGUGUUCAAAAUAAUAGCAGUG